GCGGCGCCCACUGGGAAGACGGUCCCCGGCCACCCUCCCGCCGCCGUCCGUGCGUCCGUGCGUCCGUGCGUCCGUGCCCACUCCACCGUAGUCAUGACCUCCGCGGAGCCGCUGCACGUGAAGUCGCCCCUGCGGGACAGCAUGGCCCUGUCCAAAGUGGCCGGCACCAGCGUGUACCUCAAGAUGGACAGCUCGCAGCCCUCGGGCUCCUUCAAGAUCCGGGGCAUCGGGAACCUCUGCAAGAGGUGGGCUGAGCAAGGCUGUGACCACUUCGUCUGCUCCUCGGCGGGCAACGCGGGCAUGGCGGCCGCCUACGCCGCCAGGAAGCUGGGCAUCCCGUCCACCAUCGUCGUGCCCAGCACCACCCCCGCCCUCACCAUCGAGCGGCUCAAGAACGAGGGGGCCACAGUCAAGGUGGUGGGGGAGUCCUUGGACGAGGCCGUGGACCUGGCCAAGGCGCUGGCCAAGAAUAACCCAGGCUGGGUCUACGUCCCUCCCUUUGAUGACCCCCUCAUCUGGGAAGGCCACACGACCUUGGUAAAGGAGCUGAAGGAGACGCUGAAAGUCAAGCCCGGGGCCAUCGCGCUGUCGGUGGGCGGCGGGGGCAUGCUGUGUGGCGUGGUCCAGGGGCUGCAGGAGGUGGGCUGGGGGGACGUGCCCAUCAUCGCCAUGGAGACCAUCGGGGCCCACAGCUACCACGCGGCCACCUCCGCCGGCAAGCUCGUCACCCUGCCCCAGAUCACCAGCGUGGCCAAGGCCCUGGGCGUGAGGACCGUGGGGGCGCAGGCCCUGAAGCUGUUCCAGGAGCACCCCAUCUUCUCUGAGAUCGUCUCCGACCAGGAGGCCGUGACCGCCAUCGAGAAGUUCGUGGACGACGAGAAGAUCCUGGUGGAGCCGGCGUGCGGCGCGGCGCUGGCGGCCGUGUACAGCCGCGUGGUGCAGAAGCUGCAGGGCGAGGGCAAGCUGCGCACGCCCCUGCCCUCCGUGGUGGUCAUCAUCUGCGGGGGCAGCAACAUCAGCCUGGCCCAGCUGCAGGCCCUCAAGGAGCAGCUGGGCCUGAGCAACGGGCCGGCCAAGUGAGCCUCGCCACCCGCGCCUCCUCGCUCCCUCCCGCCCCCCGUGGGCGAGGCCACGGUCCCCCCCACCUCGCCCCUGCCGGGCCGGGAGGUCAGCGGCCGCCGGCUGCACUCGGAACUCUGGGACCACCCAGUGACUGUCCUGUCCCCCUGCUGAGGUGGCCGCCCCCCACGUCCAGGUGCCCGGAGCAGGGCGGGCCCCGGUGAGAUGACAGCUGCGGGCCCCCGUCAGGUGGACAGCCCCCCUCCCCCUCCCUCAUUUUUCUAAUGUGCAGAGUUUUUCAGUGACAAAGA
Messenger RNA from Sorex araneus (European shrew), 1370 nucleotides. RefSeq names its product L-serine dehydratase/L-threonine deaminase. Bases 94 to 1080 code for a protein of 328 amino acids. Lineage: Eukaryota; Metazoa; Chordata; Mammalia; Eulipotyphla; Soricidae. Gene Ontology annotation, biological process: L-threonine catabolic process; L-serine catabolic process. Gene Ontology annotation, molecular function: pyridoxal phosphate binding; L-serine ammonia-lyase activity; threonine deaminase activity. The transcript is spliced from 8 exons. The record is from RefSeq and is a predicted model, not a curated record.